AACAUCCAUUCCAAUCCCCUCCUUCCCUUCCUCCCCUCCAAUCUCGAUCGAUCCUCCGCCUUCCAUUUCACCUCAAAACUCAAAAGCCCUAAUCGAGUCAAGAUUCCCGAACCCGUUGAUGAAAAUCUAACCAUCGUUGUUGAUCUGCAUUUGGUUGGGCAAAGAGUAAUCGCGAGCAUGAAUGAUGUUUCCUUCGUGGCUCCGAGAAGAAAUUCGAUUCUUGAAGCAGCGUACUUCGAUCAGGUUGGUGUUUUCACAUCUGAUUUCCCCCCUUCUCCUGCUAUGAAAUUUAACCAUACGGUAAAGGGGACGAAGAUCUACAAGAUCAAAUAUGGAUCUGUGGUUCAGGUGGUGCUGCAGGGAAGCAGCUUGCUGUUGGAGGAAGAGCAUCCUAUUCAUUUACAUGGGUAUGAUUUUUAUGUGAUGGGUAGGGGGAUUGGGGAAUUUGUGAUGGAGAGGGAUGGGGGUGAGUUGAAUAUGGUGGAUCCUCCAAAGAGGAAUACAGUGGGAAUUCCGGCAGGAGGGUGGACGGUGAUAAGAUUUGUGGCGAAUAAUCCGGGGGUUUGGUUGAUGCAUUGUCAUAUGGAGAUACACCAUGAAUGGGGGAUGGCAAUGGUGUUUUGGGUGGAGGAUGGGGUUGGGAAGAUGGAGUCUGUUAGGCCUCCCCCGACUGAUCUUCCGCCAUGCUAAAUAUUGUUGAUAGUAAUGGAGUUUGAGAAGAUGGUAGUUGUGGAGUAAAAAUGGCAAGGAUUUGGGAUGAGUAGUUUGAUUUAGUGCUAAUGGUGACUAAGGUUCUCUCUAGUAGAUCUAC
This is a messenger RNA of Phalaenopsis equestris, 811 nucleotides long. Its product is annotated as laccase-3-like. The annotation marks the transcript as partial. The record is from RefSeq and is a predicted model, not a curated record. Gene Ontology annotation, molecular function: copper ion binding; oxidoreductase activity. NCBI's taxonomy places the organism in Eukaryota, Viridiplantae, Streptophyta, Magnoliopsida, Asparagales, Orchidaceae. The transcript has a single exon.